This is a messenger RNA of Helobdella robusta, 618 nucleotides long. RefSeq lists its product as hypothetical. The coding region runs from base 1 to 618 and encodes 205 amino acids. The transcript has 4 exons. NCBI's taxonomy places the organism in Eukaryota, Metazoa, Annelida, Clitellata, Rhynchobdellida, Glossiphoniidae. The record is from RefSeq and is a predicted model, not a curated record.
AUGAAGGCGCAAUUCUGGAAAAGCAUUAAUCUAGAGAUUAACGACGUCGGUGAAGAUGAUUCUGAUGUAGUAUACAUUCAGUUCAAGAAUUGGGGACUGACAAUGAUUCAAGAAAGAUGUCAACCACGAAUCUUACAAUAUACAUCAAAAUACCGGUCUGGUCAUUAUACAAAAUCAUUAUCAUUAUAUCGCAAAAUCAAUAGAAAGCAAGCUAUUGUUUCAAGUGAAGCCAAAAUCAAGAUAGGACCACGACGUAUGCCUAUGGCUAGAAGAACCACAACAAUGGGAACGUGGCAUGACCUGAAAAGAAUAAACCAGAACGCUUUCCGUCAGAAAACAUCGUGUUUGCGGCUCCUGGUGCUUUUCAUCACGCAAGAAUUGUGGAGUAAUAACGAAGAAUAUUUAAAGAGUAAAAAGAUUGUGGACGGACUAAAAGUUACAAAUGAUACAGCAGAAAAGGGUGUUAAAUUAAUAACAGAUUACAACUCAUGUAUUACAAAAGAGGAAGAUCAAAAACAAUAUUUUUUACAAGUAAUUGCUGAGUGUCGGACAAAAUUUCCUGGUUGCUCAAAAGCAUCCUAUCCGAGCCUCUACCUUUUGAACAAUGAGUUAAAGUAG